GUACUGUUUCUCUGCAUCAUGGCUGUGCCCCUGUUCGAUCGUCCUAUCGCUCUCAUAAUCCGUCGAGCAUUCCGUCGACGUCAUAUUCGAAAAAUAUCAGAAACACCGCUCCCCUUGCAAGACAUAUCGCAACGAUGACAUCUUCCUCUAUUAAAUUUGCGGAUAUCGCCGUCAACCUCACCGACGACAUGUUUCUCGGUCGAUAUCGGGGCAAACAGUUACAUGAAGCCGACCUCGACCAUGUGGUACAGAGAGCGAAAGAUCGAGGAGUCGAACGAAUGAUGAUCACAGGGACCAGCCUGGAAAGCUCAAAGCAGGCUCUAGAGUUGGCAAGACGGUACGACCUACAUGCGACUGUAGGAUGUCAUCCGACUUCGACAGCAGAGAUCGAUAGUCACAAGACAGGCGUAGAUGGAUAUAAACGGGACCUAGAAGAGUUGAUCGAUAGCGAGAUUGCAAAGGGAGCAGAAUCCCGGUUGGUCGCUAUCGGAGAGAUCGGACUCGACUACGAUCGACUCCACCAUUCCCCAGCUGAUACGCAGCGACAACACCUGCCCUACCUCCUUUCUCUUGCCGAAAAAUACGGACUACCGAUGUUCCUGCAUUCUCGCCAUCCAGAUGCACACAAGGACUUGGUCAAGGGUUUCAAAGCGGCAGGAUGGGAGAAGGGCGCUCAGCAGAUGAGAGGGAGGACGGGCGUCGUACACAGCUUCACAGGAAGUCGGGAGGAGAUGGAAGAGCUGUUGGAAUACGGGCUGUAUAUCGGGAUCAACGGAUGUUCAUUGAAGACGCAAGAGAACCUGGAAGUCGUCCGAGCCGUACCCCCAGAUCGGAUUAUGUUGGAAACAGAUGCUCCAUGGUGUUCCAUCACAACCACUGCGGCCUCGCACGCAUACCUGCCAAAAGAUGGACCGUACGGCGCGGUAGAAAAGACCAAGACGCUCAAACCGGGUGGUCAGACUGGGGUCAAGGGGAGAAACGAGCCGGCGGAUGUGACGACAAUCGCUUGGGUGGUCGCACAGGUGAAGGGUGUACCGGUAGAGGAAUUGGUCAAGGCCGCUUGGGAAAACUCGCUCCGGGUCUUCUGGCCAGAUCGGUUGUAGCUCUGCUUGCUGAUAUUAUGCAUGGUCAUGUUGUUACACAACCGUCGAACUUCAUCGUGAAUCUUCACAUCAACUAGCAAGCUCAGCCUUCGGCUUGAUUUCAGGAUGUUCGCCAUUUACAACGCCCAGCGGUUUGACAUCGGCGACGGACGGCGGUUUGACGUCGGCA
This is a messenger RNA of Filobasidium floriforme, 1272 nucleotides long. RefSeq lists its product as uncharacterized. Gene Ontology annotation, cellular component: cytosol. Gene Ontology annotation, molecular function: 3'-5'-DNA exonuclease activity. Bases 135 to 1103 code for a protein of 322 amino acids. NCBI's taxonomy places the organism in Eukaryota, Fungi, Basidiomycota, Tremellomycetes, Filobasidiales, Filobasidiaceae. The record is from RefSeq and is a predicted model, not a curated record. The transcript has 9 exons.